This is a messenger RNA of Porites lobata, 716 nucleotides long. Lineage: Eukaryota; Metazoa; Cnidaria; Anthozoa; Scleractinia; Poritidae. The record is from the annotation of a GenBank genome assembly.
AUGAAAGGGUUAGUAUCACUGAUCGAUGAUUCGUUUGAGAGAUUGAUGCAGAAAUUUAUUGAAGGCGUUGUCAAUACGGGUAAGUGGGGUUAUUAUUUGAACUGAACUUGUUCUAAAUUGCCUGUUUUCUGUAUUGUUGCAUUUACAUCCAGUUAAAGGCAAGUUCGUAAGUCAUGAGACUUCGAACGAAUAGAAUGCCGUCCAUGCUUCAAGUUUAAUUUUCAAUAAAAUUGUGAGAAAUCUGUUUGAUUUCAAUUUAGUUGGAGAGGAUAGAAAAUGUUUAAAUUUAGUGAAAACGCUAGCAAGGGAUACUUCCUCGUAAAAUGCGCUUAAUUUUUAAAUUAAGCGCAUUUAAAAUCUUCUCUCCCCUUACUAUUUCCUCUAUGGUUCAUAAAAAUUUUUAGCACAGGAGCGCAGGGGGCCCAAGUCGUCUGAAAAUGUUUAAGAAAUUAUAGGUUGGCAUGAGAUGAGUUUUCGUAUGUUAAGUAACCGCUUCAAUAUAAACCUUCCAUAGCGCAAAAAAAACUCUGCAUCAAAGAAAUGUAAUUUUGUCAGUCAACUUAGUUGACCCAACUCAACUUGGUGUUGGCUCUUAUCUAUCUGUUAAGUGGCUAGCUGCAGAUCAUUUUAAUAAAUACUUUCGAGCAGUCAUUUUAACGCUGGAAGUUAUACUCUCCGCGUUUGGUGUCGAAACUGGCAUUCAAAACGACAAAUAA